CCAAAGGGCUCCUGGCUAAGAAAGGAGCGAGGGAAGGCUUGUCUGUCCCUGGCAGCUGGCUGAGUGGGGGGCCCUCCACUGGCCUCCAGCCCUCCGGUUGCUAAUGUCUCUCAGGGCUGAAGACCAGGCAGGCUCCCCACAGUGGGACCCCCCCAGAGCCAAGAAAGGGGGCAUCAGGAGGCGACUCGCCUGGCUUUUCUCCAGAAGUGAGAUCAGCCUGACGGAGCUGCAGCGGAAGGAGGGCAUCAGGGAUGGCCCCAGCACCCCAGGAGCUGCAGCCCACCAGGAUGGGAAAGGGAAGGGCAGGAGGAAAGAGAAGAGGAGCAAGUUGCAGGGGUCUUUGCAGAGGAUGGCCGAGGAGGACAAGAUCUCAGCUGGGGGAAGACGCAGCGAGGAGCCCCCCCAUCCCAGUGGGCCCCAGAAGGCAUCUUCGAAGCUGCAUGCUCUCAGCUACUCGGAGUCCGACCUCUGGAGGAACGGCCUCCUGCGGACGUUUGGGACCCUGCCCUGGCGGAGGCGGCAAAGCAGUCAGCUGGAGCUCUCAGGCACCAGCGCUGGUGGUACGGGUCAUCUGGGGAGCUCACUGGGCCAGUCCUGGCCUUUUGCGCGGCUACAGAGACCUGCGGUCGGCAGUGAUUUGGAUAUGGCAGGCCGGCUUGACUUGUGCUCUGCUGGGAACCUGGCCGGAGAGCAGGAGACUCCAAAGCCAUCUGCUUGGCCCAUGGACACGGAGAAUUCGAAGCCAGCCACACCCAGCCAGGUGGAAAUCUUCACAUCCUUUGACUCUCUGCUGGACAAAGAAGAUGGGAGCUCCUGGGGAGAAUCUGUCUCCAUUGGCAGCACCUCCCUGGACAUCCCUGCCAGCCCCAAGAUGCAGGGGGAAGACUACAAGCAUCCAGCCUCCCAGGAGGAACCCAGCAGAGCCCCAGAGCCUCUGACAGAAUGGGCUGAAAGCCUUUUCCAAGAGUAUUUAGACUCAGGGACCUUCCACCCUAAGGCAGCGGGGCAGCCAGACCAUGCGAGUCAUGGCCAUAGGGAAUCUAUCUCUGAACCGGAGACCUGUCCAUUUGCCAGUCCUUCCUAUAAUCAGAUCAGCAGGAUGGAGGAACCUGCAAUAGGCAGAGAAAGCCCGGAACGGCCUCUGGAGACUAUCCGGGGGGUUGAACCCGCCCCUGCCAAGAGGCCUGUGAAGAUCCGCUACGAGGUAAUGAUCACUCUGACCAAGGAGCAGGAAGAGGCUGCGAAGAGCAGAGCAGAGGAUCUGCUUAGGGUAUGUGGGAAUGGACUGGGUUCCCAUGGAGCCGCGAAGCCAGCUGGGGAAGCAGGAGUUUCUCAGGAGGUUGCUGAGUUGCAGAAAAUGGAUGAGCAAUGUCAUGGGGAACCAGCCAGACCGGCUCCCCAGCUGGCAGCACGCAAGGAAUUCCAAAACUUCAUGCUGCAAAGGGAGGGUACUGCUGGGGUGACCGGGCAGGUCCGCCCAGUCACAGGGUGCCUGGUGACACCGCUGCAAGGAUCAGUGCCCAGCCCCAGGCAGAGACGGGACUGGCAGGAACAGAGCCUGUCCCACUGCAGGGAUCUCUCCGUAGCGGAGGGGAGAGCCGUCCGCACGGCAGGAGCCCCGGCCAGCAGCGCCCCCAGCUCCUUCGGGCCGUGCAGAGACGGCGAGGAAGCCCAGUCAGAGAGAGCCUGUGACGCUGGGACGGGGCUAGACGAGAUGAAGAAGGUCGGUGGUAGCGCCUGCGCCCAUCACUCCAAGCCGGGAAAGUCGACUCAGAGCACCUGGUUCAGCUGGAAGAAAACGCCUGCUGAUCAUCCCAAGGAAGAGGCCAAGCCCUGCAUCCGCAAGGUCUCUCUGCUGUCGCGGAGGUUAGAGGCUGCUGCCAGCUCCUCCCGGGUGGCGAUGCUGCUGGAGGCCUGGGAAAAGGGGACAAUAGGCAGGGAAUCUGUAGACUUGCCUUCUCCAACAGACAGCAGCUGCUCCCGAUCUCCCGGCCUGCAGAAGGAUUUCUCUGAACACACUCCCGUGUUCUCACAGAUCUAUUCGCCGGUUCAAAAGGAGACGAGGCCGACAGAAAGGGGAAAGCAGGCUGCUGAUAGCACUACGGUCACUGAAUCCCAGAGGGAUGGCCACCUGUCCCGCGCUGCCAGCACCGCCAUACCCACUGGGUCCCCAAGAGAAAGCCACAAGCCCAGUGCUCGUAGCACCACUACACCCACUGGGUCCCCAAGAGAAAGCCACAUGCCCAAUGCUCGUAGCACCACUACACCCCCUGGGUCCCCAAGAGAAAGCCACAUGCCCAAUGCUCGUAGCACCACUACACCCACUGGGUCCCCAAGAGAAAGCCACACGCCCAAUGCUCGUAGCACCACUACACCCACUGGGUCCCCAAGAGAAAGCCACACGCCCAGUGCUCAUAGCACCACUACACCCACUGGGUCCCCAAGAGAAAGCCACACACCCAGUGCGGUUGGCACCAAUACGCCCAUUUGUUCCCCAAGAGAAAGCCACAGGCCCAGUGCUGUUGGCGUCACUCCUGUGACCAGUUCCCAAAGGCAAUCGCACUUCCCAAAUGCUGGCAGCACGACUGUAUUUAGAUCCGAAAGGGAAAUCCUCAUGCUCAAAGCCGGAAGCACUGUUGGGUUUAGAUCCGGAAGAGAAGUCAUUGUGCCUACCGUUGAGAGCACCAGUGUAAGCGAAUUCACACAAAGGAGUGGCACGUCUGUCCCUGGAUCCCCAAGCGAAAGCUGCUGGCAAUGUGCUGGUGGAAGCCUGAUGGCCCUUGGUGAGGCUGCUAGUAGCUCUGCAGCUGGAUCGCUGGGAGAAAACUGCAUGAUGCAAGCUGGCAGCACUGAUGUGAGUGAAUCCCAAGGAGACAGGGGCAUACUGGGCGCCUUUAGCACCAGCAUAACUGAACCCCAGAUGCAGACCAGUCCCUUCGCUGUCAGCAGAUCUGAAACCGAAUGCAGCCUGCCAGGUCCGGGUGGUGCGGCCACAGCUGGGUCAGAAAUGGAAAGCAGCGUGCCAAACACUGAGGGGGCCGUUUUAGCUGCACCCGGGACAAAGAACACAUCUAAGGCUGCUGGCGAACCUGGAAAUAGCACCCAAGCAGAAAGUGGCAAUCCAGAGCCUUCAGCUAGAGUGCAGCUGUCGGCCUCCCAGGCUAAGGUCAGGGGAGAGGGGGAUGAACCAGCUCAGAACUCUGAGGGAUCUGCCCAAGAGCCAAACGUUUCAUCCGAAGAGACCAAGGCCUCCCCUGAAGACUUGAGCCAUGCCCAGCCAACGGGGAGUCACCAGGAGAUGACAGAGGAGGACCCCGACCUGUCUGUGGACAUGGAACUUUUGGUGGACACCCUCCGCAACAUGGAGCCCUCCGAAAUCCGAAAGCCUCCCAAGAUCUCCCGGCUGUCGCGCUGUUCCUCGCGUGGAAAAUACGCCACCCUGCCGCCCAUUGAUGAGUAUCACGUCGCUCCCAAGUCCCAGGUUCCCUUCCCGGAGGCCCUGAGCGAGCUCUUUGGUCGGACGGAAUGGAAGCAGCUGGAGGAGAAUGGACCGAAACAGGAGAAUGUGGAUCCCUCCGGGGAGGAGGAAGAGGAGAUAGAGAACCCGUAUCUCAGUAAGGAUGAGAAGCCACAGGCCAAAGAGGAGCCCAGGAAAGUUUACCCCUGGGAAAACAUGUCAACUGAAAUAGAAGAGAAGACGCUGUCUCUCCUGGGGAAGUUGAGGCAGCCCCCAGGGGAUGAGAAAACUUCCAGGAAUCAGAGCAUCCUUUUCAACGCUAACAUCCUCAAAGGCGCCUCCCUGCUGAAAGAGCUCCAGGAGCAGAAGGCAGUCCCCACAGAAGACAAGCCCUACUCCCGCUUGGACAGCAGCCUCCUCUACAGACGGUACGUCUCCUCUGUGACGCCCCCACUCAAAGCUCUGGAGAAGGAGCGAGAAGGAAGGAGCUCACCCACGCCAAUUGACCCGGCUCUGCUAAAUGCCAGCAGGCAGAGCUGGAUGCCACCCAAUGGACCACAGUUGAAACCCUGCAAACAGCUGACCUCUGAGCCUUCCCCUGCUGGACUCCAGGAGAUGACAACAGUCCUCUCUCUGGACCCUCAGAAGGCACCAGGCACAGACAAAAACACUGGCCAGAUUCCUCUGCUCUUCGUGGAGGCUGAGCAGAAAAAUACUCCUCCCCCGUUGCUGGGUCACCCUGCAGCUGGGCAAGAGGCAAAGAAACCCUCCCCGAAGCUCAACGGGAGACCUGGGAAGAUCAUUCUGUUCUCCGAGUCGGGCUUUGUGGGCCAGAAGAGGGAGAUCUGGGGCGACGUCGCUGAUGCUACGUCCUGGGAGCUCUCCCACACCAUCUCCAUCCAGGUGGUCCGAGGGUGCUGGGUGAUGUACGAGAAGCCGCGGUUCCAUGGGCGGAAGUGUGUGCUGGCUGAGGGGGAUGUGGAGAUCAACAAUCCAUGGACAGCCUAUGGGAAAGACGGGGAGGCGCCUGAGAACGCGCCCUUCCGCAUCGGCUCCUUCAAGAGGGUGGUGAGGGAUUACCGGAUCCCCGAGAUCAGUUUGUUUACUGAGGAGAAUGGAGAAGGCACAAAAGUGAAGUUCACAGAUUCCUCAGAAGACACCCGGGUCCGUGGCAAGCCCUUGAAGGCCUCUUCCAUCAUUGUCCACUCUGGCCUGUGGCUCAUUUACUCCAAACCUUUCUUUGAUGAUGACCCCUAUGUUUUGGAGCCUGGCGGGUAUCCCAAUUUAAAAGCCUGGGGUGCGAAGGACCCUUCCGUCUGCUCUAUGCAUCCUAUUAAACUGGGCUGCCCUGCUGUAGAAAAACCUGGAGAGCCCAAGGCAGUGAUCUACGAGAAGGCAUGUUUCCAGGGCCACAGCUGCGAAGUGAACCGAGACAUCUAUGCUCUGAAGAAAGAGGAGAACAGCCAGGGCCCUGUGAUGUCCACGGUGGGGUCUCUGCGCAUCCUGGGGGGCUGCUGGGUCGGCUACGAGAAGGAGGGGUUCCGGGGCCACCAGUAUCUGCUGGAGGAAGGCGAAUACCAUGACUGGACACAGUGGGGAGGCUACAGCGACGAGCUGGUGUCCUUACGGCUGAUCCGGACGGACUUCUCGGACCCGGCGCUGGUGCUCUUCAAGGCCAUGGACUUCCAGGAUGGGCCCAGUGUGGAGCUAAGCGAAGCGCUGCCCAACGUGGAGCUGGCCGGCUAUGGAAUCACAACCCAGUCCAUCCAUGUGCUGAGUGGAGUGUGGGUGGCCUAUGAGAACACGAACUUCUCAGGCGAGCAGUACAUCCUGGAGAAAGGAGUGUAUCGGAACUGUGAGGACUGGGGAGCCAGUGCCGGCCGGAUCGCCUCUGUGCAACCUGUCCUCCAGGUUGGGCAGCACAGUCUGCAUUUUGUCUCCAGGAUCCAGCUGUUCUCAGAUCCCGAUUACCUGGGUGAUCAUGUCUCCUUUGAGGACGAUCAGGUGUCCCUGCCGGAGGCCUUCGCUCCCCAGUCCUGCAGGGUCCAUGGAGGCAGCUGGAUUCUCUACGACGGCUGGGAGUUCGAGGGGGAACAGCACAUUCUAUCGGACGGUGAGUAUCCGACGCUCACCGCCAUGGGCUGCGUCUCAUCCACGGCCAUCCGGUCGCUGCAGAAGGUCCCAAUUGUAAGUAUUUCAAAUCCCAAUGCCGCUGCUUCCUCCCCAUUCUCAGUUUCUUGUCUUUGCCCCCAGCGUCUGCCCGUUUGGAUGUGUAUCGCCAUGUGCAUUCUCCCUGCCUGCCCCAUCCUGCCCCUUCGCUGCCUCCAUUCCUUUCCCUUUUCCCUGCAGUUUUUCUCGGAGCCCUCAAUCUUCCUGCAUGGGCUGGAGUGUUUCGAAGGGAAGGAGAUAGAGCUGACCAGCGAGGUGCGGAGCCUGCAGGCUGAGGGCUUCAAUAACCACGUGCUGUCUGUGCGCGUGAAAGGCGGGAUAUGGGUGCUGUGUGAACACAGCAACUUCCGAGGCCGCCAGUGGCUGCUGGACUGUACGGAGAUCACCAACUGGCUGACCUACAGCGGGCUUCAGCACGUAGGCUCUCUCUACCCCAUCAGGCAGAGACGGAUCUACUUCCGGAUAAAAAACGCAGAGCUGCAGUUCUUCCUCUCUGUCCCAGACGACGUUGAGGACAUGAAAGCAGGACGCGUGGUGGUCUCGGACCUGAGUGACCAGAGCAGCUCCAUCUGGUACUACGAGGAGGGGCUCAUCAAAAACCAGGUUGCCCCCACCAUGAGCCUGCAGGUGAUUGGUCUGGGCGAGAAAGGUGCCAAGGUGGUGCUGUGGGCUGAGAGCCGAGUUCCCCGCCAGACCUGGAGAAUCGAUUCUUUUGGGCGGAUCUGUAGCCAGAUGUUUGAGGACAUGAUCCUGGAUGUGAAAGGGGGCAGACUGUAUGACCGAGAUCACGCCAUCCUCUGGGACGUGGCUGAGGAAAGACCCACGCAGAUCUGGGACAUACAAGUGCUCUAAGAGCUUACAUUCAGGCCUGGAUCCUGUUGGAGGUGCCACCAAGUGCCCCCAGCUCUUCCCAUGGUCUUUCUGGGUUAUCAGGGUUCCCUGCAAACUGAUUCAGAGGUGCUUCUACCAGAAAGUAUCCCCUGCCCUGGAAUGGAGCCUGGACGGGCACGUCUCUGCAGCCUCUCCUCUGCCCGCUGGCCAUUCUAGGGUUGUGACUACUCCAGUUCAACCCUUUGUCAAUUCCAGGGAUUACCUGGGAGUGGAGGUGGCACUGACUGUCCUGUUUCAGCAUUCAGGGGCUCAUCAGGACCCACCUAAACUAUAGCGAAUCACCCGUGUAGUGCCAUGCGGUACCCGUGUGCACACAUGUUGUGAGUGCGAGCAAUGGGCCAUCUGGAGUCCUCAGGCUCCAAGCCGGCUCUGGUGCGACUGAUUUGGGCUGUACAGCAAAGACUGAAACGCAGACUCCUGCCCUGUCAUGGCUUCCUAAGCCCCUGUAUUUAUGUGUGCGUCAGCUACAAUCCUUUUUCUAACACCAGCUCUCCGGCUGGGUGCUUGGUUUGUACCACCAGUCGCGCGCUAACAUACUCGUUGAGUUGGUCUCUGAGAUGCCGCUCAAUGGAUGGACGUGAGACACUAGGGCAGGGGUUCUCAAACUGGGGGUCAUAAC
Molecule: messenger RNA, 7136 nt
Organism: Gopherus flavomarginatus (Mexican gopher tortoise)
Lineage: Eukaryota; Metazoa; Chordata; Testudines; Testudinidae
Gene: CRYBG2
Product: crystallin beta-gamma domain containing 2
Exons: 21
Coding region: 104-6478 (2124 amino acids)
Source: RefSeq, a predicted model, not a curated record